Molecule: messenger RNA, 1184 nt
Organism: Physella acuta
Lineage: Eukaryota; Metazoa; Mollusca; Gastropoda; Physidae
Product: 2,3-bisphosphoglycerate-dependent phosphoglycerate mutase
Biological process (GO): glycolytic process
Molecular function (GO): intramolecular phosphotransferase activity
Source: RefSeq, a predicted model, not a curated record
UCUUAUACCAUAGAGUUUCCUUCCAACUACACAUUCAAACACAAAAUACGAAGUGGUUGAAGAAAACACAGUGUGCAUUUGAUUAUUUUUAAAUGCCAAAAAUAUUGAGCGCCAUUUCGCACCGGCCCGCCCUACCAGUAGAAUAGAAACAUUAUGGAAGUGGCAUCAUGGCGACCAAGUAUAAAAUAGUUCUUGUUAGACAUGGCGAGAGUGUCUUCACCAAACAGAAUUUGUUUUGUGGAUUCGCCCAUGAUGCAGAUUUGACCGAUGUGGGAAUACAAGAAGCAAUUCGUGCUGGACAGCUGUUGAAAGAAAACAAUUAUGAAUUUGACAUAGCAUUUACCAGUGUUCUAAAACGAGCAAUCAAGACUUUGUAUUAUAUCCAAGAACAGCUAGACUGCCAUUGGUUGCCUGUCAUCAAAUCAUGGCGUCUGAAUGAACGGCAUUAUGGCGCUCUUCAAGGCCUUCAUAAGGCUGAAACUGCAGCAAAAUACGGAGAAGACCAAGUCAAGCUGUGGAGAAGAUCGUACGAUGUUCGACCCCCACCUCUAGAGAGAAAUGACGAGAGAUGGCCAGGAAAAGCCAGACAAUACGCUGCUAUGGAUCAAGGCAUGAUUCCAACAAGUGAAAGUCUCAAAGACACAAUAUACAGAACAUUGCCGUGCUGGUAUGAUCAAAUUGUGCCAGCUAUUAAGUCAGGCCAAAAAGUUUUGAUCAUCGCACACGGCAACAGUCUUAGAGGAAUCAUCAAAUUUUUAGAUAAACUUUCUGAUGAAGAUAUUGUUAGUCAUGAAGUACCUACAGGCAUUCCAAUGGUUUAUGAGUUAGACGAGGAUCUACAAAAGGUCACUAGCUAUUACCUGGCAUCGGACGAGGAGGUGGCGGCUGCCAAAGCAUUGAUAGCUGAUCAAGGAAAAAUCAAAAAAUGAUAUUUAUUUUAUUUGUUCAUUCAUCCAUAUGUUACAGGUGCAAUUAAAAAGAUGACUUACCCAGACAAGCUUGUCCUGUUCUGGGUAUAUUUUUCUAAUCAUCUCUACUGUCUUAAUGGAACUGAUCUCCAUUUUUAUUGUAAAAACUGAAGAUUUGGCUAUUUAUUGCACAUUCUGUUGAGGCGCACACAGUUGUUUAUUGUAGUGCAUAUCUUGUCAUUAAAUUUUUUGUACAACUAGAACUGUCUUAAGCAU